AUGAUCAUCUCCUGGAACGUGCGAGGGUUGAAUAAAGCAGGGAAAUGUAGAGAGAUCGCAGCCCGUCUCAAAAAACUUAACCCUGAUUUUGGUAUCUUGGUAGAAACCCGAGUGAAGUUUUCUAAGAAGGAUAGUAUUCGGAAUAAGCUGGGUGGUCAUUUGUCUUUUAUUGACAAUUACCAAUCCCAUGAAAAUGGUAGAUUGUGGAUUUUCUGGAAUCCUAAUAAAGUUUGUAUUAAGACUAUCAAAGUAUCCGAUCAGUUUAUCCAUUUUAGUGUCUACAAACCUAAUGGAGAUUUUCAUAUGUGGGGGACUGCCAUAUAUGCACACAAUACGCUGGAGAAACGAAAGGUGUUGUGGUCUGAUAUUGAGAGUCUUGCUCAAAUUUCCCAGGGGCCAUGGUUUCUCAUGGGGGAUUUUAACAACGUGAUGUCUGUACAUGAUAGGAUUGGAGGGAACCCUGUACUAGAGCAUGAGUUUAGAGAUUUGAGAGAUAUGAUGGCUGCUACAGGUCUGUUCGAGAAAGAAAGUAGUGGAGAUCACUUCACAUGGUCAAACAAUCAAGUGAAUGGGAUUAUCUACUCUAGAAUUGACAGAGUCAUUAGAAAUGUGAUAUGGCAACAACAGCAUGCUGACUCCAAAUUGCAAAUUAUGGACCAUGGAGUGUUAGACCAUGCCCUGUUAUGUCUGGAAUACAAAAUGCAGCAAACCCCAGUGCACAAAAGUUUCAGAUUCCCUAAUGUCCUACUACAAAUGGAGGGUUUUGAGAGCUCUGUGAAGGAAAACUGGUGUGUUGAGAUUGAAGGUAAACCUAUGGUUAGGCUGUGGAAAAAAUUGAAAAGAUUGCAGCAGGUGGUAAAGUAG
This is a messenger RNA of Vicia villosa (hairy vetch), 864 nucleotides long. RefSeq lists its product as uncharacterized. Bases 1 to 864 code for a protein of 287 amino acids. Lineage: Eukaryota; Viridiplantae; Streptophyta; Magnoliopsida; Fabales; Fabaceae. The transcript has a single exon. The record is from RefSeq and is a predicted model, not a curated record. Gene Ontology annotation, molecular function: catalytic activity.